This is a messenger RNA of Coregonus clupeaformis (lake whitefish), 1243 nucleotides long. RefSeq names its product T-box transcription factor TBX19. Gene Ontology annotation, molecular function: DNA-binding transcription factor activity, RNA polymerase II-specific; RNA polymerase II cis-regulatory region sequence-specific DNA binding. The transcript is spliced from 6 exons. The record is from RefSeq and is a predicted model, not a curated record. Gene Ontology annotation, cellular component: nucleus. Lineage: Eukaryota; Metazoa; Chordata; Actinopteri; Salmoniformes; Salmonidae. The coding region runs from base 3 to 719 and encodes 238 amino acids. Gene Ontology annotation, biological process: cell fate specification; heart morphogenesis; mesoderm formation.
UCAUGUUGAACUCUCUCCAUAAGUAUGAACCUCAGCUCCACAUCGUGAGAGUGGGCGGAAGCCACCGAAUGGUCACUAACGUCUCUUUCAGCGACACACAGUUCAUCGCUGUCACUGCCUACCAGAACGAAGAGAUCACUGCUCUGAAGAUCAAAUACAACCCCUUCGCUAAGGCUUUCCUGGACGCCAAAGAGAGGAACCACCCGAACAGUCCAUUGGAGUCCCCAUUUGAUAGCCAUAUGGGAAUUCAACACUGUGGUUGGUUUCUGUCUAACCCAGACUCGCUGUGUUCAGGUGGGGGUCCUAGCUUCCCCUAUAGCGGGGGUCUGCCUCUCGCCCCCUCUCAUGGGUACAAGCACUACCCCCCCAGGCCAGCCCCCUACCCCUCCUCCUACCUGCCGCACCGCACGCACACUUCUGUCUCUCUGUCUGAGGGGCUACAGGUGUUGUCUGGGGGUCCUGAUGGCUGGUCCAGUGUCUCCUCCCCCGGCCCCUCCUCCUCAGCCCUACCCGUGACCACACCCUCCUCACCCCCGUCCACCAAUAGCAGCAGUCAGUACCCGUGUCUGUGGACGGUCGGGCGUACAGACGGGAGUACCGCCUCUUCUCCCUGCGCCCAGCUUCACGGACCAAUCAACAGCGAGAGCCACCCACAGCCACCCAAUCACGUCCGGCUGGGCGGGCCCGGUUGGCCACCUGUCUCCACCCAUUCCUUCUAAUAAACGAUGUGAUUGGUCAAUGCCCACAUGGGCAUGAUCAGUACUGCCCUGGGACCCGGCACCGGAAGGCCUUUAAUUAACUCAACAUCUUAGAUGCUGGGUGUUCCUCUGCCAAGGCGUUGCAAACGUAUGCCAGAUCUUACAUCUUCUGGAAAGGUAUUUUAAGUAUCAGCUAACCACAUCAUAUGUCAUAGCAAUCUGAUGCCCGACAGCACAGUCGAUGACGUGGCACGGAGCCAUUGGUUGAUGAAUGCAACGUCUGAGCAGGGCAACGCGACCAAUGUGUAUGUGCAUAUGAUGCCAAACAAAUGUGUUAGUGUAUGUGCACCUCAAAAAACAAAGGCCUAGAUUCAAUCAGAUCAAGUGUUAACCAGCAAUAGCAGACGCCUGCAUAGCAGAUGUUUAGGUGUUGUUGGAGGUGGAGGUGGAACUGCAUUGGAGCUAUCAAAUCGGUGAGCCUAACCACACCCGCAUUAGAAGUUCAGAACGAGAAAGUGUAGGCUAUAUAGAAAUAAUGACGCUCA